UCCCACUUCCGCUCAAAUCGAAACUUACUUGAGUUUACGGCAAGAAGAAGAAGAGGAAGAAGAAAAAGAAGAAGAAACAGAAGAAGGAGAAGAGUGAGCAGACCCAGACCCGCCUUAGACCCGGACCCAUCCAGACCCGGUUCUGUUUAAAAACAUCAUGAAGACCUUCGUGUUUGUCCUGACUCUGAUACACGUUUCCCAUCAUGCCUCAGUGCUGGUGCAGGUAUCUGAGGGGGGGUCGGCCCUCCUCCCCUGUUCUUCUUCGAAGCCUCUCUCUGACGGCGCCGUGGUGGAGUGGCUCCGGGACACGCCCCCCCUCACCGUCCACAUCCGCCGCAGCGACCGCGACCAGCCGUCCGAACAGGACAGGCUGUACCAACGCCGCACCGCCAUGAAGGCCGACGCCUACAAGAGCAGAGACCUGAGCCUGACCCUGAACGACACCACCAUCUUUGACAAAGGAGUCUACAUCUGCUCUGUGACGGACGGAAGCAAACUACCAGACCAGGAGGUGGAGCUGAAGGUCCACCUGAAGGACGAUGCAAUCUCCAGACGUCUGUCUGAUCUGAGGGACGCUGUCAUCGUAGUGGGCGUGUUCACGGGCAUCGGCUUCAUUGGAGGAAGUGGAUACCUGCUGUACAAAAAAUACACAAAAGGAUCUACACGGGGUGGAAACAUAUGACAUCAGCUGACUCAUGUGUGAGGAUGAAGAGGAGCAGGAGGUUUCCAUGACAACGCAUGCCUGAGGACAAACACACACACACACACACACACACACACACACACACACACACACACACACAGUCAGCUGAUUCACAUGUUGAUAUUCUGUCCUUAUCCACUGAAGACUGAAGGUCUGGGUUUGGUCUGGGUUUGGUUUGGGUUUGGUCUGGGUUUGGUUUGGGUUUGGUCUGGGUUUGGUCUGGGUUUGGUCUGGGUUUGGUAUGGGUUUGGUUUGGGUUUGGUCUGGGUUUGG
Messenger RNA from Sphaeramia orbicularis (orbiculate cardinalfish), 976 nucleotides. Its product is annotated as V-set domain-containing T-cell activation inhibitor 1-like. Gene Ontology annotation, cellular component: external side of plasma membrane. Lineage: Eukaryota; Metazoa; Chordata; Actinopteri; Kurtiformes; Apogonidae. Bases 158 to 682 code for a protein of 174 amino acids. Gene Ontology annotation, biological process: negative regulation of T cell proliferation; positive regulation of T cell proliferation; T cell costimulation. The transcript is spliced from 5 exons. The record is from RefSeq and is a predicted model, not a curated record.